Molecule: messenger RNA, 1808 nt
Organism: Marmota monax (woodchuck)
Lineage: Eukaryota; Metazoa; Chordata; Mammalia; Rodentia; Sciuridae
Product: zinc finger and BTB domain-containing protein 6-like
Exons: 1
Coding region: 132-1406 (424 amino acids)
Biological process (GO): regulation of transcription by RNA polymerase II
Molecular function (GO): RNA polymerase II cis-regulatory region sequence-specific DNA binding; DNA-binding transcription factor activity, RNA polymerase II-specific; protein binding
Source: RefSeq, a predicted model, not a curated record
CUGGGAAGAAGAAAGGAGGCUCGCCGGCAUUCGGGUGCUUUUCUGUCGUUCCAGGAGGCUAAGUCCUCCUUCCGGCCCGGCCGCCGCUACCGCGGAAGCCUCAACACCGGUUUUCAGGGUCGAUUUUGACCAUGGCUGCUGAGUCUGAUGUUCUGCACUUCCAGUUUGAACAGCAAGGAGAUGUGGUCUUGCAGAAAAUGAAUCUCUUGAGGCAGCAGAAUUUAUUUUGUGAUGUAUCAAUUUAUAUUAAUGACACUGAGUUCCAGGGGCACAAGGUGAUAUUGGCUGCUUGUUCCACUUUCAUGAGAGAUCAGUUUUUACUCACACAAUCAAAACAUGUCAGAAUCACCAUUCUGCAAAGUGCAGAAGUUGGCAGAAAAUUGUUGCUCUCUUGCUACACUGGAGCACUUGAAGUAAAAAGGAAAGAGCUUUUGAAAUAUUUGACUGCUGCCAGUUACCUUCAGAUGGUUCACAUUGUGGAAAAGUGCACAGAAGCUUUGUCAAAGUAUCUGGAAAUUGAUCUAUCUAUGAAAAACAACAACCAACACGCUGACCUAUGUCACUCUUCUGAUCCAGAUGUUAAGAAUGAAGAAGAAAGUUCUGAUAAGGACUGUGAGAUAAUUGAAAUUUCAGAAGAUAGCCCUAUAAACAUAGAUUUCCAUGUUAAACAAGAGGAAGACAAUGUGUUACAGACCACAGUAGAAAGCUUGACAUCAGAGAGAAAGGAAAUGAAGUCACCAGAGCUAUCCCCAAUAGAUGUGGGUUUUAAAGACAAUGAAAUUUGUAUCCUUCAUGUAGAAUCUAUCAGUACAGCUAGUGGAGAAAAUGGGCAGUUUUCACAGCCUUGUACCUCAUCAAAAGCAAGCCUGUAUUUCUCUGAAACACAGCAUUCAUUGAUUAAUUCUACAGUGGAGAGCAGAGUGGCAGAAGUUCCUGGGAAUCAAGGUCAGGGUUUAUUUUGUGAGAAUACUGAUGAAAGUCAUGGUACAGCAAGUGAGAUUCAGAACCUAGAGGAGAGUUAUUCACUGAGGCACCAGUGUCCCAGGUGUCCGCGAGGGUUUCUUCAUGUAGAAAACUACCUGCGCCACCUUAAGAUGCAUAAACUCUUCUUAUGUUUACAAUGUGGGAAAACAUUUACACAGAAGAAAAAUCUUAACCGGCACAUUCAAGGGCAUAUGGGCAUUCGGCCCUUUCAGUGUACUGUGUGCCUGAAGACCUUUACUGCUAAAAGCACUCUUCAGGACCACUUGAACAUACACAGUGGGGAUAGGCCAUACAAAUGCCAUUGUUGUGAUAUGGAUUUCAAGCACAAGUCUGCUCUCAAAAAGCAUUUAACCUCCGUUCAUGGCAGAAGUAGUGGUGAAAAAUUAUCUAGACCUGAUCUUAAAAGGCAAGAUCUGCUAUAAAUGGAAUCAUGGACUUCCUUUGUAAACUUUGUAUCAUUCUCGUAGGUUUUAGAAAUGCAGUAUUUGUAAUAAUUUUAUUGUUCCCCAUCCCUUCCCCUUUUAUGUCUGCCUCACAUGUUAUUCUUUCUGAACUUCUGACAGUUCAAAAAAAUUGUGAGAGGCAUGAAAAAGUUAUGGGACUUGUCUUGUCAUGUAUGUUACAUAUAAGUCCCAGUGGUACACUUUGAGAAAUAGUGUUUUACUUAAAUAUUUUUUAUUCUGAUGACCGAGGAUCCGACAGUAUUUGCAGAUUCUGAUUUGUAGUGUCUACAUAAUUAAUUUAAAUGUUAAAUCCAACUAUAUAAUAACUUUAAUUAAUAAGAAUGAUGAAAGAAAAUAAAUUUUAAAAUGCACUAUUAUUCA